CCAGCCAAACUGAAAGCCGGAGCCCGGGCCGCCUCCCCGCCGCCGCCGCCGCCGCCGCCGCGCCCGGCCUCCCCGCGAGCGCUCCACCAUGGCCGGCCCUGCUUUCACCUUAUAAAGAUGGCGGUGCGGGAUCGCUGCAACCUUUAGACUAAUGACUGUCCGAAACAUCGCCUCCAUCUGUAAUAUGGGCACCAAUGCCUCUGCUCUGGAAAAAGACAUUGGUCCAGAGCAGUUUCCAAUCAAUGAACACUACUUCGGAUUGGUCAACUUCGGAAACACCUGCUACUGUAACUCUGUGCUUCAGGCCUUGUACUUCUGCCGGCCUUUCCGGGAGAAUGUGCUGGCAUACAAGGCCCAGCAAAAAAAGAAGGAAAACUUGUUGACGUGCCUGGCAGACCUUUUCCACAGCAUCGCCACGCAGAAGAAGAAGGUCGGCGUGAUCCCACCAAAGAAGUUCAUUUCGCGGCUGAGAAAAGAAAAUGAUCUCUUUGAUAACUACAUGCAGCAGGAUGCUCAUGAGUUUCUAAAUUAUUUGCUAAACACUAUUGCGGACAUCCUGCAGGAAGAGAAGAAGCAGGAGAAACAAAAUGGGAAAUUAAAAAAUGGCAACAUGAAUGAACCUGCGGAGAAUAAUAAACCAGAACUCACCUGGGUCCAUGAGAUCUUUCAGGGAACGCUCACCAAUGAGACUCGAUGCUUGAACUGUGAAACUGUUAGUAGCAAAGAUGAAGAUUUUCUUGAUCUUUCUGUCGACGUGGAGCAGAAUACAUCCAUCACCCACUGUCUCAGAGACUUCAGCAAUACAGAAACGCUGUGUAGUGAACAGAAGUAUUAUUGUGAAACAUGCUGCAGCAAACAGGAGGCCCAGAAAAGGAUGAGAGUCAAAAAGCUGCCCAUGAUUUUGGCCCUGCACCUCAAGCGAUUCAAGUAUAUGGAGCAGCUCCACAGGUACACCAAGCUGUCCUACCGUGUGGUCUUUCCGCUGGAACUCCGGCUCUUCAACACCUCCAGUGAUGCGGUGAACCUGGACCGCAUGUACGACCUGGUGGCGGUGGUGGUUCACUGUGGCAGUGGUCCUAACCGUGGGCAUUAUAUUACUAUCGUGAAAAGUCACGGCUUCUGGCUUUUGUUUGAUGAUGACAUUGUAGAGAAAAUAGAUGCCCAAGCUAUUGAAGAAUUCUAUGGCCUGACAUCAGAUAUAUCAAAAAAUUCAGAAUCUGGAUAUAUUUUAUUCUAUCAGUCAAGAGAAUAAUGUAAGGAACUGUGGGACUAAUCCGAGUGGGGAAAAUGUUCAAAGCACUCUUAGCCUGGUUUCUCUGCAGCCGUUCCUCCUCCCCAGCGGCCCACCAACGGCGUUACUCCGCGUUUCAGUGGCCUGGCUGUGUUCAACUUUCUCUCCCUGCGUUUUUUGUUUUUUGUUUUUUGUUUUUUUUUUCCUACUUGCAGCGCUACUCGUGGUUUUAUUUUUUAGUCUGAGGUCGAGUUAACUGCAAUCCGAUUGUAGUAAGGUUUAGAUGAAUCACGUUUGCUAAUUUUAGGAUCAGGUACCUGCCAACGCCCCCCGGCUGUGCCUGGCUGAAUUACAGCGACAUUUCAUACAAACAUCAUCGACAGUCUCUUUGGGGUUUUGGCUAAUCUCCCUAAGGGGCUUCCAGGGUCUCCAUUCAAUGCAUUCCUUUUAACUCAUCCCUGGAAACAUGGCUCACCAUUUGUAGCUUCUCUGCCUCUUUUCUGAGAGAAGGAUGAGGUAGACGUGCCUCUUUUAGAGCUGCACCCAUAGCUUUAAGUGUGUGCAAGUGAAAAUGUUUAAAAGCAAGUGACCUCGAAACCGAAAUCCUCCUCCAGGGAGCUCGGGGUGAAAGAAGCUGUCGCUGGUGGCUGCGUGCCCCCGGAGCUGUGCUCCCCCGGCCGCCAGCAUUCCAGGGGCUGAGGACGAGUGCAGCUCAGGGCAGGAGGAGCUGAGAGGAGGAAGCUUUUGUGCACAGCGGGAAGUGGCUUUGCUGCCCUUUCUACCAAAACCGAGUUUCAGGAAAAUGGCUCUGUGCUCUUUGUUUUUAGUGAUACUUUGCUUGUGUCCUGUGAGUUGUAGCUCCCCUUUAUCUGGCACUGCUAAGCUUUCCAAGGUAUCCUUCCUGUCCAGCUGGUGUUUGGUGGUCCAUCGUGGCAGGGUUGAGACACCUCGGGGACUGCCAGGGGGGUCCCUGCUCUCCUUCUCCAGGCAUCACCUGCACCAUCCUUUUUCAGGAGGGACGAAGGCACAGCCCCUUUCCUCCUAUCAGCCACUUUGUACAGCUCUUCACUUUUUAGCACUUCGGUCUGUUUACUGAGGCCCUGGCAAGUCCCAGGGCUCACAUGGAACUUUCCCUGGAGGAGAUGCUGGAGUUAGGGGGUGGAAUGCAGGCAGGUCACAGAAAGUGUGAGUGGGCGGGUGGAGAGAUGAACAAAGCAGCAACGUUUCUCUGGCUCAGACUCCUAAGAAUGCUUGACAAGACAAGUGUUUUUUGGAAGAACCUCAUCUCACCAUAGUUACUUUUUUCACUUUUGUUAUAUAUGUAUUUAUUAGAUCAUCUAAGUAUUGGUACCUUUUAUUAAAAGGGUCGAUGUGGUGUUUUGCUGUUGAGCUGGUUUUUCGUUUCCUAUAAAUAAGAUGAGUUGUAGAUCUUGGCUUCCUUUGGGAAGUCCAUUGACUUCCAUACACUAUAAUAUACUGUGAACCUAUUCUUUUGUUACCUAAUAAAUCAGCGAACGAACAUGCAAACUCUUUGGCAGAAUGUGAACUCAAAUUGACACCGAAAAUGUUACUGGCCAUUUUGCAGCAAUUAAGAGCAUAGCACUUUAUCUCGAUGAAAACUGGAUUCCUUAUCUUUGAAAUAUCUUGAACUGUUUCUCGCUCACAACUUCAAUAAGCAUGCCAACACUUCACCUGUUCAUGCUUGAAGUGAAAUGUUUUAUUUUUCACUGGAGAAGACAAAAACAGGGUGAUCUUCACAUUAUUGUUUUAUACAAGUGAUGAAAAUAUACCUUGCCUUGUUUCGAGGCGAAUUCCUAUUUAUAAAGAUGUUGUCUUUUUUUCCUCCACAAAACAUAUAACAUUGCUUACCUGGAAGGUGAAUUUUUAUUCUGUUUUUAAGAAGAGACGCUUUCCGGUUGCAGGUGACUGAUAUAGGUAGGGUUCUGAUUGUACUACACAUAAUCCAUGUUUUUGACUGUAGGUUGCAAAGUUGAACAAAAGAUGAUUGCUCUCUAACAUAUCUGGAACUGAUUCAUGAGAAGAACUAAAAUAAGAUUAUCUUGGAAAUGAAUCUAAUUUAUUCAGAAAGAAAAGUUUGAAUCGGAAGCCUCUAGAAGUAAUAUGUAAAUGCUCAGUCAUAGAUGCAAUGCUUUUGUUGUUGUUGUUGUUGUUGUGUAAAAAGUUUUUCCCAGUGAUUUCACUGAACUAGUUCCUUUUAAUAGAAAGGGUCAGCUAAAAUUCAGUAUUCCUGGGUACAUUUUUGGAAUCAAAAAGUAAGUACUGAAGAGAAGACAAAGACAUUAAAAUGGUUGUGUGAUGCAGGAAAGAAGAUUGAGAAAAGACCAAAACACUUCUCCGCCAACACUCCAUCCUUUUUUGGUUUUUUGUUUUUUUUUUUAAAACUUUAGGGCUAUCAGGGAAAUUUCUUCCCUCUUCCUCCUUCAUAAACGAAAGGAACCCUAGGCAGCUACGUUUCCCUCCAGUCAUUUCAGGUUAUGUGACGGCGAGGACACGUGAUCACUUCUCUUCUUUUUCAUCCCUCCCUCGUCGUGGGAAGCAGGGAGUGGUGUGGGAUGUGUGAGACCCUUCUGAGGUCAAGGACAGCACAAUGGCUCAGCAGUAUUCCCUGCGAUGCCCAGGGGUUUUGUGUGUCAUUUCUGGCAGGAGCGAGCAAGCCGGCAGUAGUUCUUUUACCUACGGGGUGUUUUGAAAUAAGUUACAGUGAUUUACAGGUUACAAAGAGAAAGAAGGAAUAUCUACUUUAUGUGGUUACUUCCUUGUUGGACGUCCAGAUGAGGGUCCGUUGGCUACAACGUCAUUUGUCUCAAUGUUGGUAGAAUGCUGGUCUCCAGUCCUGUUCUUCUGAUGCAUUUUUUUCAUUCCGGGGCAACGUGAAGGGGGCUGGUUUGAAGAGCGCCAAGGAAUCACACAAGAGGGUGGUGCUUUGACUAGGAAACCAGUCAUAUUGGUUUUAUAGCGUGGUAUAUUUUGGAUUUCAGAUGAAAUGGGGGGCGGGGAGUGACAGAAAUGGUCCCUAUGCAUUUAUUUUCAUGGAUACCCUUAAAUUUUCAUGGGCAUGCCUAACAAUGAACUAUGUUCUAACUGGAGCUUAGGGCUUAUUUUAGAUAUUGGAGUGUAGCUUUAUUACAGAUGGAUUUUAUCUUUAAACAUUGCAUUUUGAUCAACUUUGUAUAUUCAUGUGUAUUAAAAUAUUGUGCACUAAAUGUUUUGCCCUCGUUUGCUAUUAUAUGGUCAAGGCAUUUAUCAGCACUCGUGUGAUUAACUCAUGUAAGUGGCAUGGGUCAGGGAAAACGAUUUCCUACAUUUCUGCCUAAUUAAAUUUCUGUUUUCCAGUAUUACAUUAA
Molecule: messenger RNA, 4596 nt
Organism: Phacochoerus africanus (Common warthog)
Lineage: Eukaryota; Metazoa; Chordata; Mammalia; Artiodactyla; Suidae
Gene: USP46
Product: ubiquitin specific peptidase 46
Exons: 9
Coding region: 152-1252 (366 amino acids)
Biological process (GO): protein deubiquitination
Cellular component (GO): cytosol; nucleus
Molecular function (GO): cysteine-type deubiquitinase activity; cysteine-type endopeptidase activity
Source: RefSeq, a predicted model, not a curated record